This is a messenger RNA of Panicum hallii, 1311 nucleotides long. Its product is annotated as lysine histidine transporter 2-like. Bases 106 to 1311 code for a protein of 401 amino acids. Gene Ontology annotation, cellular component: plasma membrane. The record is from RefSeq and is a predicted model, not a curated record. The transcript has a single exon. NCBI's taxonomy places the organism in Eukaryota, Viridiplantae, Streptophyta, Magnoliopsida, Poales, Poaceae.
AAGCAGGAGGAGCGGCUCCGGGACGCGAGCCUCGACGACUGGCUCCCCAUCACCUCCUCCCGCACCGCCAAGUGGUACUACUCGGCCUUCCACAACGUGACGGCGAUGGUGGGCGCCGGCGUGCUGGGCCUGCCCUUCGCCAUGUCGCAGCUCGGGUGGGGCGCCGGGACGGUGGCCAUCGUCGGCUCCUUCGGCGUCACGGUCUACACGCUGUGGCAGAUGGUGGAGAUGCACGAGAUGGUGCCCGGGAAGCGCUUCGACCGGUACCACGAGCUCGGGCAGCACGCCUUCGGGGAGCGCCUCGGGCUCUGGAUCAUCGUCCCGCAGCAGCUCAUCGUCGAGGUCGGCACCGACGUCGUCUACAUGGUCACCGGCGGGCAGUCGCUCAAGAAGGUGCACGACCUCCUCUGCAACGGCCGGUGCAAGGACAUCCGCCUCGCCUUCUGGAUCAUGAUCUUCGCCGCCGUCCAGCUCCCGCUCUCGCAGUUCCCCAACUUCAACUCCAUCUCCGCUGUCUCCGCCGCCGCCGCCGUCAUGUCGCUUACCUACUCCAUGAUCGCCUUCUUCGCCUCCGCGGCCAAGGGCGCCCACGCCGCUGCCGCCGCCGACUACGCGCUCAGGGCGCCCACCACGGCGGGCAAGGUGUUCGGCGUGCUCAACGCGCUGGGCGCCAUCGCGUUCGCCUACGCCGGCCACAACGUGGUGCUGGAGAUCCAGGCCACCAUCCCGUCCACCCCGGAGCAGCCGUCCAAGAAGCCCAUGUGGCGCGGGGUGGUGGUGGCCUACGCCAUCGUCGCGCUCUGCUACUUCGCCGUCGCCUUCGCCGGCUACUACGCCUUCGGUAACUCGGUGGACCCCAACGUGCUCAUCAGCCUGGAGAAGCCGCGGUGGCUCGUCGCGGCGGCCAACCUCAUGGUGGCCGUCCACGUCGUCGGCAGCUACCAGGUGUUCGCCAUGCCGGUGUUCGACAUGAUGGAGACGGUGCUGGUGAAGAAGCUCCGGUUCGCCCCGAGCCUCGGGCUCCGGCUCGUCGCACGCUCCGCCUACGUCCUGGCCACCAUGUUCGUCGGCAUGACCUUCCCCUUCUUCGACGGCCUGCUGGGGUUCUUCGGCGGGUUCGGCUUCGCGCCCACCACCUACUUCAUCCCCUGCAUCAUCUGGAUGAUGCUCAAGAAGCCCAAGAAGUACGGCCUGACGUGGUUCGUCAACGUCUUCUGCAUCGUGAUCGGGGUGCUCCUGACGCUCGCCUCCCCGGUUGGAGGCAUGCGGCAGAUCAUCCAUGACGUCAAGAGCUUCAAGUUCUACUCUUAG